Rotaria sordida is the source of this 759-nucleotide messenger RNA. The record is from the annotation of a GenBank genome assembly. NCBI's taxonomy places the organism in Eukaryota, Metazoa, Rotifera, Eurotatoria, Philodinida, Philodinidae.
AUGAAAUCAUUCGGAAAUAAUACAUUGAUAACACACACUUCAUUUGGUGAAACACAAAAAGUGUCAGCUAUGGAGGGUACGUUUGUUUAUCGUGAAGUAAAGCACGGUCAUAGUUACAUAUCUCAACAGUGUACAAGAAAUCUAGUUAAAGAUUUAUUUGCAUCAUGUUCAAACACUGCUAAAAAUAUAGCAUGUGCGAAAACAAAAUCAAGAGCUGUUGCUUGUAAUGUUCUUGCCCCUUAUUUCACGCCCAAAUUAAUUGAUGAUAUAUCAGAAGCUCGAUUUUAUUCGAUAUCAUUUGAUGUUUCAAAUAAAGGAAAUAUAAAAACAUAUCCAUUUACUGUUCAAUAUUUUAGUGACAUUGGAGUUAAAAGAGGAAUUCUUCAAUUUGUUGAUGAUCCACCAAAACGUGUUGAAGAAUUGAAAUCGUAUUAUGAUUUCAUUCAAGUUGAAUAUCGUGUAGAAAAUGUAUUAGUUGAUAUUCAACGAGCUGAAUUGAAGCUGCAACGCGUUUAUACUACAGCCGUUGAUCUCUAUGGUAUUAUCUCAAAUUUAAUUAAAAAAUUAGAACAACGAUUGAAUGAUAAAUAUUUUGGAAGUAAAACACAUUCAAUAUUAAAUCAAUUAAUGGUUUUCAAUGAAGAUAAAGCUAAACAAUUGCAAGAUUCAUUUCAAUCAUUUAUUGAAUGUGUUAUUAAAUAUAUUGAUUCUUAUUUUGAUCGGGCUUCGAGAUUUAUUUCAAAAAUGAUCUGCUUUUGA